CACCUCUCCCUCGCCUCUCAUAUUUCCUCUGUCUCAAUUCAUCCUGAGUGAGUUGGGAAUAAUACUUGCUUUAUCUGAGCGUUUUAUUUACCUAUAUUAACCCCACGUUUUCCUUUUAUUUAUCUUCGACAUCCUACCUCUCUAGCUGUCUAGGGAUUACGCGCCGCGACAUCAGCUUUUAGCCACCCAUCUUUUUCCUCACUACCAGCACCACCACCCAUCACCAUGUCUCACGAGGAGGAUCUCAUCGACUACUCCGACGAGGAGCUCCAGACCACCGACGCGGCGGCGACCACUGCUGCUCCCGCUGCGAAUGGAGCCGAAGAGAAGAAGGGCGACUUGACGGUCACGGGCGGCCGCCCGGACAAGAAGGGAAGCUACGUCGGUAUUCACUCGACCGGUUUCCGCGACUUUUUGCUCAAAGGAGAACUUCUACGUGCCAUCACCGAUUGCGGUUUCGAACAUCCAUCGGAGGUCCAGCAAGUCUGCAUUCCGACCGCUAUCCUGAACGUCGACGUUCUCUGCCAGGCCAAGUCUGGUCUCGGAAAAACCGCGGUCUUCGUCUUGACUACCCUCCACCAAUUGGAAGCUGUUCCUGGGGAAUGCUCCAUCCUUGUUAUGUGUCACACUCGUGAGUUGGCAUACCAGAUCAAGAACGAGUAUGCUCGGUUCAGCAAGUACCUUCCCGAUGUGAAGACUGCAGUCUUUUACGGAGGUACUCCAAUUCAGAAGGACAUCGAAGUCCUUUCCAACAAGGAAUCGUUCCCCAACAUCGUCGUUGCUACUCCUGGUCGUCUCAACGCUUUGGUCCGUGACAAGAAGCUCUCUCUGCGUAACGUCAAGGCAUUCGUUCUUGACGAGUGUGACAAGAUGUUGGAUCAGAUUGACAUGCGCCGUGACGUCCAGGAAAUCUUCCGUGCGACCCCUGCUGACAAGCAGGUUAUGAUGUUUAGCGCUACGCUCUCGCAGGAAGUCCGACCUAUCUGCAAGAAGUUCAUGCGGAACCCGCUCGAGGUCUACGUGGAUGAUGACACCAAGCUCACUCUCCACGGUCUCCAGCAGUACUACGUUAAGCUCAGUGAGGCGGAGAAGAACCGCAAGUUGAACGAACUCUUGGACAGCCUCGAGUUCAACCAGGUCAUUAUCUUCGUUAAGAGCACGCUCCGUGCUAACGAACUUAACAAGCUCUUGGUUGAGUGCAACUUCCCCAGUAUUGCGGUGCACUCUGGUGUCAGCCAGGAAGAACGUAUCAAACGGUACAAGGAGUUCAAGGAGUUCAACAAGCGUAUCUGUGUCGCUACUGAUGUCUUCGGUCGUGGUAUUGAUAUUGAGCGUAUCAACCUUGCCAUCAACUACGACUUGCCCGCUGAUGCCGACUCUUACUUGCACCGCGUUGGUCGUGCUGGUCGUUUCGGUACCAAGGGUCUGUCGAUCUCAUUUGUCAGCACGGAGGACGAUGAAAAGGUUCUCAAGGACAUCGAAAAGCGGUUCGAGGUCGCCCUCCCCGAGUAUCCCGAGGGUGGUGUGGACUCGAGCACCUACAUGGCAUAAAUUGAUGGGUCAUAGGCGUCAAUGGACAAGCCCUGCGGCUAAAUUAUUUCCCUAUGCUCUUGCUUGUUGAAUUUGUUCUACCGCUGUGUACUUUUUGCUCAUUUAUUUCCGUCUAUUUCAUUUCUUUUUGGCGUGAGGGCUCGGUUGCAAUUUUGUCUCUGGCAGUGUCUUGACUUGCUUCUCUUAUGGAGACACGGUGAAAUAUACGAUAACGGGUUAAACAGAGACAUCUGGAAAGGGAAAAAAAAUUAAGUGUUCAUCGAUUAUAAAUCCAGGUUUAAUUCGGGCAGCCGUGGAUAUGCUAUGUAUCAACUUCUGUAAUAGAGCGAUGAGUCUUGGCUUGCUUGUAAUUCCCGUAGUCCGAUCCGAUGCAU
Messenger RNA from Aspergillus ruber CBS 135680, 1925 nucleotides. RefSeq names its product ATP-dependent RNA helicase SUB2. Bases 226 to 1551 code for a protein of 441 amino acids. Gene Ontology annotation, molecular function: ATP binding; RNA helicase activity; RNA binding. The transcript is spliced from 4 exons. Gene Ontology annotation, biological process: mRNA export from nucleus; mRNA splicing, via spliceosome. NCBI's taxonomy places the organism in Eukaryota, Fungi, Ascomycota, Eurotiomycetes, Eurotiales, Aspergillaceae. The record is from RefSeq and is a predicted model, not a curated record.